Molecule: messenger RNA, 1058 nt
Organism: Labeo rohita (rohu)
Lineage: Eukaryota; Metazoa; Chordata; Actinopteri; Cypriniformes; Cyprinidae
Gene: airim
Product: c19h1orf109 homolog (H. sapiens)
Exons: 4
Coding region: 218-826 (202 amino acids)
Cellular component (GO): cytoplasm; nucleus
Source: RefSeq, a predicted model, not a curated record
UUCCCGGAAGGAGCUUGUUGCAGUUAUCACAUGUACCUUUACGAUAGAAACUGGAAGAUUUUAUACGCUCUCACAGAGAUAUGAUUUGUGGUUUAGCAGAUAAAUUAAAAUAUUGGCGGAGUAUGAUUAAUAUUAUAGCGUUAAAUAGAUAUAUUGAAUAGAUUUGUUAAUGAAUCUCGUGUUUCUGUCGUUUUGCUACUGAAAAGGGUUUUUAAAAAUGUCCAGUGCUGUUUUAUUAUCAUUGCACCAGCAACUCAAAAAAUGUUUUGAGACGUUAAAAGCGAAUAAAACCAUUUGGGAUGGUGAAGUAGCUGAAUGUAAACCUCUCAUGAGCUCUCUUGGAAACCUUGCAGUGCAGUUGAAGGCAUUGAAAAAUGUUCAGAUUGCAAGCACACCUCUUGCCAAUUUCCCUAGUUUGAACGAACGCCUUCAUUACAAACUGUCACUGGCUGUGGAUGCAGUUUUGGGAAAACUAGCUGAGAAAAUGGAUGCUCUUCAGAAGGUGCGGGAUGCCAUCAGUCAACAGGUGUCUGCUGUUUUCCAGUUCUAUGAGAAGAACACAGAAGCUCUUGACAUUAAUGCUUGUGUCACCAGAACAGCCAUCUGUCCUUCUAGUUCAGACAUGUUAGAGUGGCUUCAAGAUGCAGAUCGCUAUUACCGCCUACAAUUAGUGCAGAGAAGGAACCUCCUGCAGACGCUGACACCCAAUGACCUUACGUUAAUGGAAACGGCACCGAAGAGAUGGGAAUCUCUACAUUCAGCUAGUGGAGAGGAGAGAAUUGCAGAUGCAUUGUGUCAAGUAUCAUUCUUCAUGGAGACUGAAUGAAUGUCAGCUAUGUUAUCAAGAAGUCAUUUUCACAUCAUGUGUUGACUGUUGUUCUCAGUUUGGCAAUGAAGGAUCCUUAAAAAAGGACAUGGUAAUGGUGGAACUAAGACUUCUGGAUUAAAUUUCUUUUGCUAUGGACAUUAGCUUGAUAAAGGCUGUAAGAGCAGUGCUCUAUUUUAAUAAAUGUGGUUAGUUAAUUUAUGCUUUUUAUUUUUUAUAUUGAUAAAACAAU